GGUGCGCGAGACCAGCUAGCAGCAGGGUAACGCGCUCACUCCACUGUCAUGUCACCAGCGGACCGAUGUUUUUAGCCUAACUCAACCUCCAGAGCGAAUAAUCACCGCUUGUGUGUCUAUUUUAGCCUGAAAAGUCUGAUUCGUGGCUGCACAUCGGCGUCUCCAGAGUGCGGUGUUAUGGGAGAGACACGGAGGUCAGAACGGAGAGCUGUCAGCGCUAAUGUCCGCGUACAAGGAGCCUCCAACAGCGGUCGCUUUGACAGCUCCAUGUUGUUGUAGCACAGGUCCUGUACAUGUGAAUCAUGCCUGGUAAACUGAAGGCCAAAAUAGUGGCUGGGCGCCACUUGCCUGUGAUGGACAGGGCCAGUGACCUCACAGAUGCAUUUGUGGAGGUAAAGUUUGGAAACACAACAUUCAAAACAGAUGUCUGUCCCAAGUCCCUCAAUCCCCAGUGGAAUUCUGAAUGGUUUAAAUUUGAGGUGGAUGAUGAGGACCUGCAGGACGAGCCGCUGCAGAUAACCGUCCUGGACCAUGACACCUACAGUGCUAAUGACGCUAUUGGGAAGGUUUACAUUGACAUUGAUCCACUGCUAGCCACUGAGGCGGCUUCUAUCAUAUCUGGCUGGUUUCCCAUCUAUGAUACAAUUCAUGGCAUAAGAGGAGAGAUUAAUGUCCUUGUUAAAGUGGAAUUGUUUAAUGAUUUGAACCGCUUCAGGCAAUCGUCCUGUGGAGUCAAGUUCUUCUGCACUACAUCCAUCCCACGGUGCUAUCGGGCUGUAAUGGUGCAUGGCUUUGUGGAGGAGCUGGUAGUGAAUGAGGAUCCAGAGUACCAGUGGAUCGACCGUAUCAGAACUCCACGGGCCUCAAAUGAAGCGCGCCAAAGACUCAUCUCACUAAUGUCUGGAGAGCUGCAGAGAAAGAUUGGUCUAAAAGUCCUGGAGAUGGGUGGCAACGCCGUGGUGGGCUACCUGCAGUGUUUUGACCUGGAGGGGGAGUCGGGGCUGGUGGUGCGGGCCAUUGGUACGGCCUGUACUCUGGACAAACAGAGCUCCAACACACACAGUAACAUAGCCCCUGCCUCCAACACCUGCAGCUCCCCUUCCAAAGAGGGCAAGGAGCCAGUGUUUGGGGAGGACCUACCCACGUCCUCCGGGCCGCCCACCCCUUUCCGAGCUCUCCCCACCUCCUCCUCCUCUCCUCCCCCCUUCACUCCCUCCAAGCCAUGCAGUCGCCAGUCCUCCUCAUCCGACACAGACCUCAGUUUGACGCCCAAGACGGGCAUGGGAAGUGGUGGCAGCGGGGGAAAAGAGGCUGGACCCUUGAAGACUCUGCUAAGGCAACAAACACAGACAGCUCUUGAACAGCGAGAGUUCCCUUUCUUCACGCUGACCUCUUUCCCUCCUGGUUUUCUGGUGCAUGUUGGUGGAGUGGUCAGUGCCCGCUCUGUGAAGCUGUUGGACCGCAUUCACAACCCUGAUGAACCAGAGACUCGUGAUGCCUGGUGGGAAGAAAUACGCCAAGAAAUCAAAUCUCACGCCAAAGCUCUUGGUUGCCAUGCUGUUGUGGGUUACAGCGAGAGUACUAGUAUCUGUGAGGAGGUCUGUAUCUUAUCAGCAUCAGGUACAGCAGCCAUUCUAAAUCCACGGUAUAUGCGCGAUGGUUGUUUAGACCUUGGAAGUACAGACCAGAGAUUUGAAGAGCCAUCUCCCCCAAGCUGUGGGUUCUGCCACAUCCCAUAUGAUGAACUCAACAUGCCCUUCCCUGCCCAGCUCACAUAUUGUUAUCACUGUCGUCGGCAGAAGGUCCCUGAUGUACUGUUCACCACCAUAGACUUGCCAUCUGAAGCUGCAGUCACAGGAAAAGGGUGUCUCAUUCAGGCCAGACUCUGUCGUUUGAAGAAGAAAGCCCAGGGAGAAGUCAACGCCACAGCCAUCUCCAACCUGCUGCCCUUCAUGGAGUACGAGCUUCACACUCAGCUGAUGAACAAGCUGAAGCUGCGCAGCAUGAACGCCCUGUUUGGCCUGCACAUUCAGAUCAGUGUGGGCGAGAACAUGUUGCUGGGGCUGGCUUCUGCCACAGGAGUCUAUCUGACUGCCCUUCCUGCUCCUGGAGGUAUUCAGAUUGCAGGAAAGACCCCGGGGGACCUCAGUAAUGAGCAUCACAUCCAGACCAUUCAGAAGAGAAUCAAUGACACCAUUUCCCGAAACAAAGAGCUCUACCAAAUCAACCCCCCGAAAAUAUUUGCGUUGGAUCCCGAGGUGUUUGGCGGCGUAAACAUGGAUCUAACAGAUGAGACUGUGGGCUCUCCCAUCCCUGAACCCCGGCAGCGCUCCAGGCUUUUCCGCUCUCAUUCAGAAAGCUCGGAUGAGGUGUCAGAACUGGACCUUUCCCAUGGAAAGAAGGAUGCUUUUGUUUUGGAGAUUGAUGACACUGAUGCUGUGGAAGACAUCCAUUCCCUUCUCACCGAUGCAGCUCCUCCCCUAGGCUUCUACAGCUGUAACACAGAGAUCAUGCCUGGGAUCAACAACUGGACAUCAGCCGUACAGAUGUUUACAUCAGUCAGAGUUUUACGGCUGAACAAUGUCAAUCUCACUAAUCAAGUCUUGAACAAGAUCUUCACUGAUCUAUGUGAGAAUCUGCUAAAGAGCUUUUAUUUCAAGCUGCGCUCCAUGAUUCCCUGCUGUCUCUGUCAUCUCAACUUCACUGUUGCUGUGCCAGAGGAAGAACUUGUACAGGUGGCUGUUACUGCCGUGGCCAUGACUUUUGACAAGGACCAGGCUCAGGACAAACCAGCUGAGAAAGCUCCAUGCAAAGGGAACAGUGAGACUGAGGAGCAGCUGCAGUUUCCUCUGGAGUUGUGUGCAGACGCUUCAUCUGCUGCAGUCCAGACUUCAAAAAUGACAGGUGUCCAGGAGAGCUCCACCGUGUCGUCCCGAGCUGCCUCGGUUGAUUACGGUUCCUUUGCAGACAGAUGCAGCACCUGGAUAGAGCUGCUUAGGCUGAAAGCGCACACCAUAAGACGCGGAUCAGUUAAGACAAUCUCCUCUCUGGAGCGCUCCAGCCCUCUGCCAGAGGGGCGCUCUCGCUCGCUGCGCUCAACACGUUCUUUUGGAGGCACUUCAGUCACUGUGGUCAAGAUGACGCCACUGGCAUUUUUGCCUGGGACCCGCAUUAUUAAAUACCUUGGAAUCAUUAAUAUGUUCUUUAUAAGGGAAACGACAUCAUUGCGUGAGGAAGGAGGCGUGAGUGGCUUUCUUCACUCAUUUAUUGCAGAGGUGUUUGCCAUGGUUCGAGCACAUGUCGCAGCUCUUGGUGGUAACGCCGUUGUUUCCUAUAGUAUGAAAGAAUGCAUGCUGAUGGAAAAUCCAAAUAAAAACCAGGCCCAGUGUCUCAUGAAUGUGAGUGGAGAUGCUGUGAUUUGCGUUCGGGAAACUGAGCAGGAGGCUCCCUGCUCCUCCACAAAUGGUGCACAAGCUUCCAGUGGAUCAGAGGGGACCACGUGAUCAUAAGACCGUCCAAAUACUACUCCAAGAUGGCUGCCUUAGAACUUUGAAAUAACCCAAAGCUUUAAGUGCAACAUUAAACUACUCAUACAAGCAGCAUAUGCUAACCAUGUGUACAAUGUUGAAGAUACAAAAUGUACAGGACAAGUAUUACACAAACAUUUAGGGAAUGU
Molecule: messenger RNA, 3676 nt
Organism: Periophthalmus magnuspinnatus
Lineage: Eukaryota; Metazoa; Chordata; Actinopteri; Gobiiformes; Gobiidae
Gene: c2cd5
Product: C2 calcium dependent domain containing 5
Exons: 29
Coding region: 303-3503 (1066 amino acids)
Biological process (GO): positive regulation of protein targeting to membrane; protein localization to plasma membrane; positive regulation of D-glucose transmembrane transport
Cellular component (GO): plasma membrane
Molecular function (GO): calcium-dependent phospholipid binding; calcium ion binding
Source: RefSeq, a predicted model, not a curated record